Molecule: messenger RNA, 9345 nt
Organism: Austrofundulus limnaeus
Lineage: Eukaryota; Metazoa; Chordata; Actinopteri; Cyprinodontiformes; Rivulidae
Gene: ubr5
Product: ubiquitin protein ligase E3 component n-recognin 5
Biological process (GO): protein polyubiquitination; positive regulation of canonical Wnt signaling pathway
Cellular component (GO): cytoplasm; nucleus
Molecular function (GO): RNA binding; ubiquitin-ubiquitin ligase activity; zinc ion binding
Source: RefSeq, a predicted model, not a curated record
UUUGUGUCGGGGUGAACGUGCACUUAUCAACACUCCUCAUCACAACACUCACACAGAGAGAGGCUCGGUAGAGUUAAGAUGGCGGCAUGUGGGUGAGGAGCCUGGGACUCAAACUCUUAAGUUUUUUUGCAUUUAAUUGACUCCUAUGAAACCAAACACGUACAGCAGUCGAAGGAACAACAAUUCGCACAUCUUUCACGAGUCUCUGUGUGAUUUUGGAUCGACUCCAUGACAUCUAUUCACUUCGUUGUUCACCCGUUGCCCGGGACCGAGGAUCAGCUCAAUGACAGGCUCCGUGAAGUCUCAGAGAAGCUUAACAAAUAUAGCUAUAACAGUCAUCCACAUCUUAGUCUGCUUGAGCAGGCCACCUUAAAGCAGUGUGUUGUUGGUCCAAACCAUGCUGGAUUUCUCCUUGAGGAUGGACGUGUGUGCAGAAUCAGCUUUGCGGUCCAACCCGAUCGCCUGGAGCUCAACAAACCGGAUGGCAGCGAUGGUUCAAAGUUGAGCAGUGGUUCAGGGACAGGAAGGAGCUCCAGGCCAGGCAGGACCAGUGAUCCACCCUGGUUCCUGUCUGGUUCUGACACACUGGGCAGACUGGCAGGCAACACCCUUGGGAGUCGCUGGAGCUCUGGGGUAAAUGGAGGAAGCGGAGGGGGAGGAAGCAGCGGAGGAGCAGGAGGAGGUGGAGCUGGAGGUGGCAGCAGCGGAGGAGGAGGAGGAGGAGGAGGAAGCGGCGGCAGUGGCGCCGGGGGAGGUGGGAGUGGAAGCACAUCAGGCAGGUCAUCCACAGCUGCUCGAGAUUCUCGUCGCCAGACCCGAGUGAUCCGCACAGGAAGGGAUCGUGGAUCGGGACUUCUAGGUAGCCAGCCUCAGCCGGUCAUACCAGCUUCAGUCAUUCCUGAGGAACUUAUUACGCAGGCUCAGGUAGUUCUGCAGGGGAAAUCAAGAAGUGUCAUCAUCAGGGAACUCCAGAGGACUAACCUCGACGUUAACCUAGCUGUUAAUAACCUGCUCAGCCGGGACGAUGAAGAUGGAGAUGAUGGGGAUGACACAGCUAGUGAAUCCUACCUCCCUGGAGAAGACCUAAUGUCCCUGCUGGAUGCAGACAUUCACUCCGCUCAUCCCAGUGUUAUUAUAGAUGCUGAUGCCAUGUUCUCUGAGGACAUCAGCUACUUUGGUUACCCGUCUUUUAGGCGCUCUUCACUUUCACGCCUAGGAUCCUCCAGAGUUCUCCUUCUUCCCCUAGAGCGUGACUCGGAGCUGUUGCGUGAACGUGAGUCUGUAUUGAGGUUACGUGAGCGCCGGUGGCUUGACGGAGCUUCAUUUGACACCGAGCGGGGCUCCACCAGCCGUGAGGGCGAACCCAGCCUCGACAAGAAGAGCAUCCCAGUCCAGAGUCCCGUUUCCCUGGGGGAGGAGCUUCAGUGGUGGCCUGACAAGGACGGUGUGAAGUUUGUGAGCAUUGGAGCCAUGUUCUCAGAGCUCAUAGCUGUGAGCUCCAAAGGAGAGCUUUAUCAGUGGAAGUGGAGCGAACCAGAACCCCACAGGAAUGCACAGAAUCCUUCCAUUCAUCACCCUCGUGUAUCCUUCCUGGGCCUGGCUAAUGAGAAGAUUACCUUACUGGCUGCCAACAGCAUCAGAGCUACUGUAGCAACGGAGUCCAACAAGGUGGCCACCUGGGUGGAUGAUACUCUGAGCACAGUAGCCUCUAAACUUGAGCACAGCGCUCAGGCUUUCCCUGAGCUACAGGGGGAGCGCAUGGUGUCCCUGCACUGCUGUGCACUUUACACGUGUGCACAGCUGGAAAAUAGCCUCUACUGGUGGGGUGUUGUGCCUUUUAGUCAAAGAAAGAAGAUGCUUGAGAAGGCCAGAGCCAAGAACAAAAAGCCAAAGUCCAGCGCUGGCAUCUCCUCCAUACCCAACAUCACUGUGGGAACACAGGUGUGUCUGAGGAAUAACCCCCUCUACCAUGCCGGUGCAGUGGCCUUUUCUGUCAGUGCCGGGAUUCCCAAAGUAGGCGUCCUGCUGGAGUCGGUUUGGAAUAUGAACGACAGCUGCAGAUUCCAGCUGCGCUCACCAGAGAGCCUCAAGAACAUGGAGAAAACCACAAAGACCCAGGAAAUCAAAAUGGAAAGUAAACCGGAGCUGGUGAAGACUGAGAUGGGUCCUCCUCCAUCCCCUGCUUCUACCUGCAGUGAUGCUUCUUCCAUUGCUAGCAGUGCCUCUCUGCCCUACAAACGGAGGCGUUCCACCCCAGCUCCCAAAGAGGAAGAGAAGGUGAACGAGGAGCAGUGGCCUCUCAGGGAGGUGGUCUUCGUGGAGGAUGUCAAAAAUGUUCCUGUGGGAAAGGUUCUGAAGGUGGAUGGUGCGUAUGUUGCUGUGAAGUUUCCUGGGACAUCAAGUAGCAUGAGCAACCAAAGCACUGCUGUUCCCACUGACCCGGACCCGUCAUCACUGCUGCAGGAUUGUAGGCUCCUCAGAAUAGAUGAGCUACAGGUGGUGAAAACUGGAGGGACUCCAAAAGUUCCAGAUUGUUUUCAGCGAACACCUAAAAAACUCUGUAUCCCAGAGAAAGCAGAGAUUCUGGCUGUAAACGUUGACUCAAAAGGAGUCCAUGCUGUGCUGAAAACUGGUAACUGGGUGAGGUACUGCAUCUUUGACCUGGCCACUGGCAAAGCUGAGCAGGAAAAUAACUUUCCUACCAGUAACCUGGCCUUUCUGGGACAAAGUGAACGCAAUGUGGCCAUCUUCACUGCAGGACAGGAGUCUCCUAUUAUCCUUCGAGAUGGAAACGGCACAAUUUAUCCCAUGGCUAAAGACUGCAUGGGUGGAAUAAGAGAUCCUGAUUGGUUGGACCUGCCUCCUAUAAACAGCCUGGGAAUGGGGGUUCACUCUCUGGCCAAUCUCCCAUCGAACUCCACCAUCAAAAAGAAAGCUGCUAUUAUUAUUAUGGCUGUUGAGAAACAGACAUUGAUGCAACAUGUGCUGCGUUGUGACUAUGAGGCUUGCCGACAGUAUCUGAUGAACCUUGAGCAGGCCUUCCUCUUGGAUCAGGGCAGUCAGGCCCUCGGAGCACUUCUGAGUCAUCGAUGUGAUGGAAACCGCAACAUCCUCCACGCUGCAGUCUCCGUCUCCUUCCCUGUUAGCAACAAGGAGACCAAAGAGGAGGAAGAAGCUGAAAGGUCAGAGAGAAACACGUUUGCUGAACGCCUGUCUGCUGUUGAAGCGAUUGCCAAUGCUAUCUCUGUGGUAUCGAGCAACAGCUCAGGAAACAGGACAGGCUCCUCCAGCAGCAGAGGGCUUCGUCUACGGGAAAUGAUGAGGAGGUCUCUCAGAGCUGCAGGUCUUGGCCGCCAUGAGUCUGGACCUUCAUCCAGUGACCAUCAAGACCCAGUCUCUCCACCCAUUGCUCCUCCAAGCUGGGUUCCAGACCCCCCACCAAUGGACCCUGAUGGGGACAUUGACUUCAUUCUAGCACCAGCUGUUGGUUCACUAACAACGGCUUCCUCUGGCAACAGCCAGGGACCCAGCACCUCCACCAUACCAGGACCAUCAACUGAGCCCUCUGUGGUUGAGUCUAAGGACAGGAAGGCCAAUGCUCACCUCAUCUUAAAGCUGAUGUGUGAUAGUGUUAUUCUGAGGCCACACCUACGGGAGAUGCUCUCUGCAAAGGAUGCUAGAGGAAUGACUCCAUUCAUGCUGGCUGUCAGUGGUAGAGCCUACCCAGCAGCYAUUACUGUGCUGGAAGCUGCUCAGAAAAUUGCCAAGAUGGGUGACCCCAGCAUUGCUGAGAAAGAAGAUGCAGAUUCUGUGUUCAUGGAAAUGAUUUGUCCCUCGGGAACCAACCCAGAUGAUUCUCCACUUUAUGUCCUCUGUUGCAACGACACCUGCAGUUUCACCUGGACCGGAGCUGAGCACAUUAACCAGGACAUCUUCGAGUGUCGGACAUGUGGACUGCUGGAGUCUCUCUGCUGCUGCACCGAGUGUGCCCGAGUGUGUCACAAAGGACACGACUGCAAGCUGAAGAGAACUUCUCCUACAGCGUACUGUGACUGCUGGGAGAAAUGCAAGUGUAAAACACUGAUAGCCGGCCAGAAGGCUGCUCGGCUGGAUCUGUUGUACAGGUUACUCACAACUACAAACUUGGUCACUACACCGAACAGCAGAGGGGAGCAUAUUUUAUUAUUCCUGGUUCAGACUGUAGCCAGACAAAGCGUUGAGCACUGUCAGUACAGGCCGCCACGCAUAAGAGAAGACCGGAACCGCAAAUCUGCUAAUGCAGAAGACUCUGACAUGCCAGAUCAUGACCUUGAACCUCCUCGGUUUGCUCAGCUGGCUCUGGAGAGGGUCCUGCAGGACUGGAACGCCCUCAAGUCUAUGAUCAUGUUUGGUUCUCAGGAAAACAAGGAUCCACUUAGUGCCAGCAGCAGAAUUGCCCACCUCCUGCCUGAAGAACAGGUGUACUUGAAUCAGCAGAGUGGCACCAUUCGUCUCGACUGUUUCACACACUGCCUCAUCGUCAAGUGUGCUCCUGACAUCACUUUUAUAGAUACGUUACUUGGAACUUUGGUGAAGGAGCUGCAGAACAAAUAUACUCCGGGCCGGAGAGAGGAGGCCAUCACUGUCACCAGGAGGUUCCUGCGUUCCGUAGCUCGGGUCUUUGUUAUCCUCAGCGUAGAGAUGGCCUCAUCCAAAAAGAAGAACAACUUCAUCCCCCAGCCGAUUGGGAAAUGUCGGCGCGUGUUCCAGGCUUUGCUGCCCUACGCUGUGGAGGAGUUGUGUAACGUGGCAGAGUCGCUCAUCGUGCCAGUGCGGAUGGGCAUCGCAAGACCCACAGCUCCUUUCACUUUGGCCAGCACAAGCAUAGAUGCAGUUCAGGGCAGCGAGGAACUGUUCUCUGUUGAACCCCUACCUCCAAGACCCUCACCGGACCAGUCCAGCAGCUCGAGCCAAACGGUUGCCUCUUAUAUCAUCAGGAACCCUCAGCCUCGCCGCAGCAGCCAGUCUCAGCCUGUCAGAGGAAGAGACGAGGAGCAGGACGACAUCGUGUCAGCAGAUGUAGAAGAGGUUGAAGUUGUAGAAGGUGUAGCGGGGGAGGAGGACCACCAUGAUGACCAAGAGGAACAGGGAGAAGAAAACGCUGAGGCAGAGGGGCAGCACGAUGAGCAUGAUGAAGAUGGAAGUGACAUGGAGUUGGACCUGCUGGCAGCAGCUGAAACGGAGAGCGACAGUGAAAGCAACCACAGUAAUCAGGACAAUGCCAGCGGCCGCAGGAGUGUCGUCACAGCAGCCACCGCUGGCUCUGAAGCAGGUGCCAGCAGUGUUCCUGCCUUCUUUUCAGAGGACGACUCCCAGUCCAACGACUCCAGUGACUCAGACAGCAGCAGCAGUCAGAGCGAUGACGUCGACCAGGAGACAUUCCUUUUAGAUGAGCCGCUGGAAAGGACCACCAGCGCCUCACAUGCUAACUCUGCAGCCCAGGCUCCUCGCUCCAUGCAGUGGGCUGUUAGAAACACUCCCAGCCAAAGGGCGAGUGGAAGUGCUCCCUCCAGCUCUUCAACACCAGCUGCGAGCUCCACAGGCUUGAUCUAUAUCGAUCCUACCAAUCUGCGCCGUUCCAGUGCAAUCAGCUCCAGUGCAGCAGCGGCAGCAGCAGCUCUGGAGGCCAGUAACUCCAGCAGCUACUUGACGUCUGCCAGUAGCCUGGCUCGUGCCUACAGCAUCGUCAUCAGGCAGAUCUCAGACCUYAUGAGUCUGAUUCCAAAGUACAACCAUCUCGUCUACUCUCAGUAUCCUGCAGCUGUAAAGCUGUCCUACCAAGAUGCAGUCAACCUGCAGAAUUAUGUUGAAGAAAAGCUGAUUCCAACCUGGAAUUGGAUGGUGUCCAUCAUGGAUUCUACCGAGGCCCAGUUGCGAUACGGCUCAGCUCUGUCAUCAGCCGGAGACCCGGGUCACCCCAGUCACCCGCUUCACGCCUCUCAGCACUCUGCUCGCAGAGAACGCAUGACCGCUCGAGAGGAGGCCAGCCUCCGCACUCUGGAAGGCCGCAGGAGAGCGGCCACUCUGUUGACCGCUCGUCAAGGCAUGAUGUCAGCACGUGGAGACUUCCUGAACUACGCACUGUCUCUGAUGCGCUCUCACAACGAUGAGCAUUCUGAUGUGCUUCCUGUCCUGGACGUGUGCUCUCUGAAACAUGUGGCCUACGUUUUCCAGGCCCUGAUUUACUGGAUAAAGGCCAUGAACCAGCAGACCACCCUGGACACCCCACAGAUGGAUAGAAAGAGGAAUCGAGAGAUUUUGGAGCUUGGUUUGGACAAUGAGGAUUCUGAGCAUGAGAACGAUGAGGACACUAAUCAAAGUUCAACUCUUCAGGACAAAGAUGAAGACCCAGUUUCAUCUGAGACUGGUCAGAACCACCCUUUCUUUCGCCGCUCUGACUCCAUGACCUUCCUGGGCUGCAUCCCACCCAACCCCUUUGAUGUUCCUCUCGCGGAGGCCAUUCCACUGGCRGACCAGCCCCAUCUCCUGCAGCCUAAUGCAAGGAAGGAGGAUCUGUUUGGCCGUCCCUCACAGGGCUUGUACUCUUCCUCCUACAUGACGACCAAAGGCCUGGCUGAGACCAGCGUAAACAGGAACUGCCUGGAGGUAAACAUGGGCUCCUCUCUCCUCUCCUCCCCUUCCCAGAUCCUUCCCACCAAGAUGUCUUACACMGCCAACCUGAAAAAUGUCAUGAGCAUGGAGCUUGGCCAGCGGAGCGCUGAGAACCAGUCGCUGGGCGAACAGGAGCUGGAGKCUUCAAAACUGGGACCUUCACCACACGACCUCGCUGCUCAGCUAAAGAGCAGCCUGCUCGCAGAGAUCGGCCUCACUGAGAGCGACGGUCCUCCUCUCCCAUCAUUUAGACCUCACUGCAGCUUCAUGGGGAUGAUGAUCUCACAUGAUAUGCUUCUUGGCCGCUGGCGUCUGUCGCUUGAACUCUUUGGUCGUGUCUUCAUGGAGGAUGUAGGAGCAGAGCCUGGAUCGAUUCUCACUGAGCUGGGUGGCUUCGAGGUGAAGGAAUCCAAGUUCCGACGAGAGAUGGAGAAAUUAAGGAACCUUCAGUCUCGUGACCUGGCCCUGGAGGUGGACCGUGAUCGGGACCAGCUAAUACAGCAGACCAUGCGCCAGCUGAAUGCACACUUYGGCAGGCGGUGCACAACCACGCCCAUGGCUGUACACCGGGUCAAGGUCACCUUUAAAGAUGAGCCUGGAGAAGGCAGCGGCGUGGCCCGCAGCUUCUACACAGCCAUCGCGCUGGCCCUCCUCUCCAACGAUAAGCUGCCCAACCUGGACUGUGUUCAGAGUGUCAGCAAGGGCAUGCAGGCCAGCAGUACGUGUCAUCACGAUUACAAUUCAAAUCUAAUGCAGCGUCUGAGGAACAGAGACCGAGAAAGAGAGAGGAGAAGUGGAGGACUUCGAGCGGGAUCUCGGAGAGAUCGAGACAGAGAUUCCCGGAGGCAGUUGUCCAUAGACACCCGGCCUUUCAGGCCCUCAUCAGAGGGAAACCCCAGUGAUGAGCCGGACCCUYUGCCUGCACACAGACAAGCCCUCGGAGAGCGACUGUACCCACGAGUUCACGCAAUGCAGCCGGCGUUUGCCAGUAAAAUUACAGGCAUGUUGCUGGAGUUGUCUCCAGCUCAGCUGCUGCUGCUUCUAGCAAGUGAGGAUUCUCUCCGAGCCCGAGUAGAAGAGGCCAUGGAGCUUCUCAUUGCACAUGGAAGGGAAAAYGGAGCCGACAGCAUACUGGAUCUUGGGCUUCCUGAGGCUUCAGAAAAGACACAGCAGCAGGAGAACCGUAAGCGUCACGGUUCAACACGCAGCGUGGUUGACAUGGAGCUGGAUGAUCCAGAUGACGGGGACGACAACGCUCCUCUUUUCUACCAGCCUGGYAAACGAGGCUUUUACUCGCCUCGGCCAGGCAAAAACACAGAGGCCAGGCUCAACUGUUUCCGUAACAUCGGCAGAAUCUUGGGGUUGUGUCUGCUGCAGAAUGAACUCUGUCCAAUCACACUGAACAGACACGUCAUCAAAGUGCUGCUUGGUAGAAAGGUCAACUGGCAUGACUUUGCGUUCUUUGACCCGGUCAUGUACGAGAGCUUGCGUCAGCUGAUCCGUCAUUCACAGACGGGUGAAGCAGAUGCAGUAUUUGCUGCCAUGGAUCUGGCCUUUGCCAUYGACCUCUGCAAAGAGGAAGGAGCUGGACAGGUGGAGCUUCUGUCUGGAGGAGUCAACAUGCCAGUCACUCCCAUCAACGGCGAUGAGGAAGGGUUUGCUGGACGUACUUCCUAAAAACGCCCUGGAGGAUCUAACAGCGGAGGACUUCAGGCUGCUGGUGAACGGCUGUGGAGAAGUCAACGUCCAGAUGCUGAUCAGCUUCACUUCUUUCAAUGAUGAAUCAGGGGAAAACGCAGACAAACUACUCCAGUUUAAACGGUGGUUUUGGUCCAUAGUAGAGAAGAUGAGCAUGACUGAAAGGCAAGAUCUGGUGUACUUCUGGACCUCCAGCCCUUCUCUGCCAGCCAGCGAAGAGGGCUUCCAGCCAAUGCCCUCCAUCACCAUCCGGCCUCCAGACGACCAGCACCUCCCCACAGCCAAUACCUGCAUUUCACGUCUCUACGUGCCACUCUACUCUUCAAAACAAAUACUUAAACAGAAACUCCUGCUAGCCAUUAAGACCAAGAAUUUUGGUUUUGUGUAGAAGUUCAACAGAACAGUUUCAAAAAAUAAAAUAAAAAUGCGUUUACUGUUGUGUAAUAUUUACCUAGCUCCAUUUUUGUAGAUUUUUUUUGUCCAGUUUUAUGAAAUUUGACAUAAGGUCACUAUCUCCCCAUAUGUUAAUAAUUGUUUGUGUUGUGAACACAAACAGCAUACUUACUUUCUUUUUGUUUCUUUUGUUGUAAUAAAGAGGUAUACGGUCCAGAACAUUCCUGUAUUGGCACUGUAAAACAUAAAGCCCCACAGCUCUGUUCUAUUGGCUUAAACCUUCGUUUACCAGGAAUUGUGUUUGACAGUAAACUGUCAGCCAAAAACUUAGCCAAAGAUGACAGCAGUAGAAAUAUUAAAAAGAAAAGAAGAGACACUGUGAUUAAUUUCUUUUUCCUUCCCAAGAAAAGUACUAUCACUGACAGUUCACUGCUGCCUUUAUGGAAAGUCUUUUUUUUUUUUCUUGUACAGGGGGAGUAGGGAAUUUCAGAAUAAACUUGGAUGUAAAUAAGUUGUGUGGUCAUUUUGUUUGUAGGAAUUGUGUGAUAAUCAAUAUAUUGACCUAGCUGAUAGAGGCGAAAAUUAAAAAAUUACUAAGUGAAA